AUGACGUCUGAGAAGCCGUUGUUGUCAGACGAGGAUGAGAAAUUUCUGACCUCAAUCACAAAACAAGACCAGCCACCUCCUCUGCCUGUCGUCCCUGACCACCAAGGCGAUGCUCAAAUCGCAUUGCUGAAUGGUGCGCAAAACGUUGCGCUACCUCCUGAGACCCCAACCGAGUUGACAGAAGAACCUGAAGAGUCGAAACAGUUGACGCCGGAAGCGUCAGUAUCAAAGAAAAAGACAUGGAGCUGGCUUCGGCGCGACAGCAGAGACACUGGAAAGAACGAUCAGAAAGAGAACACUGCUGCAGGCCUGCACGAUAUCGCCGAAGAAUUGAGAGCGAGGAAUGAAGCUGAUGAAAGCCCAGAGGAUGCACAGGCGAAGAAAGAGGAGGAAGAGAUGACCGUUGUUCUUGACAAGCUCAAUCUGGCAGCUGUCGAUAAUCGAGUAUUCAGUAUCUCCGAAGAGACGAAAGAGUUACUGCAGCAGUUCACCCAGGUGCUGAAAGAUCUCACCAAUGGCGUUCCUACAGCUUACCACGAUCUCGAGAGUCUACUGACUAACGGCGACAAGCAGUUGCAGAAGACAUACAACAGUCUACCCUCAUUUCUGCAAAAACUUGUGGAAAGGCUUCCAGAGGCGAUGACAAAAGGCUUGGCUCCUCAGAUUAUGGCAGCAGCAGCAGAGAGAGCGUCGGCAUAUGGCCUGAACUUGGAAGCUUCGGGGCAGGCAGCAGGAAAAGCAGCCAAGUUCAUGAAGACGCCGUCACUCAAAGAUUUGGUUGGAAAGCCGACCGCGAUCACCCAGAUGCUGAGAAAUAUCUUUGAAUUUCUAAAAGUCCGCUUCCCAGCAUUUGCUGGCGUGAAUGUCCUGUGGUCUCUUGCUCUGUUUCUGCUACUCAUCGUAUUUUGGUAUGCCCACAAGCGUGGCAAAGAGGUUCGCCUGGAGAAAGAGAGGGAACUGACAGAGAAGGAGAUGCAGGAACUGGAGAAAGACUGGAAAGAGAGGCAUCCAGAGGACAGCAAUGUUGUGCAGCCUACAACCUCGUCCACGACUACAACAGCAUCACCUGGAGCGACAAUGGAACAGGUUAAGGCAGGCAUAAUCGAAGCGGAUGCAGAGAAAAUUGCAGCGGCCUCUCAAGCGGCACAGGCGAGGGAGCCAGUAGCUCAACCGGUGGUACCAUGA
This is a messenger RNA of Lithohypha guttulata, 1185 nucleotides long. RefSeq lists its product as uncharacterized. Bases 1 to 1185 code for a protein of 394 amino acids. The record is from RefSeq and is a predicted model, not a curated record. Lineage: Eukaryota; Fungi; Ascomycota; Eurotiomycetes; Chaetothyriales; Trichomeriaceae. The transcript is spliced from 2 exons.